CACCAUCCAUCACAAUUCACAAAUGACUCGUGAAAGAAGAAAAAGGAAGAGUCCCCCCAAAAUAUCCCCUCUCAUAUAACUUAACUGAGAAAUUCAUUUUCCCAAAUUCUAGCGGAUCGAUGCGAGAAUGAAGAAACCAUGCGAUGAAGAGGAAUCCUUCUACUACUUCUGCUGCUCUGUGUUGCGUCGUCUUCUCUUCGGAUCGUCGUCCAAUUCCAUGGACAAGGCCGAUUCUUGCUCCGCCCAAUCAGAACUGGAGUUGUUGUUCAGAGAGUACGCCAAUAGAGAGAUCAAUGCCUUGCUGUGGAUAGGGCUCAUCCUCGUCACCGCUCUCUUGCUCCGCAAACUCGCCGGACUGUUCAGAUUAUGGGCCAAGGGCAGGCCCAUCCCUGGUCCUCCCUCUCCCUCCUUCUUCGGCCACUCCCGCCUCUUCUCCGUGGCUGAUCUUACCGAAUUUUUGUCAAAGUCACACCAGAUAUAUGGAGCAGUGGUCAAGUUAUGGUUGGGUCCUACUCAACUUCUGGUAUCAAUAAAAGAUCCAGAAGAUAUUAAAGAUAUGCUCCUGAAGGCUGUGGAUAAAUUGCCAACGGCAGGAAGAGCAUUCCACUUAUCCUUUGGGCGAUCAAGCCUCUUUGUAUCCUCCUUUAAUGAGGUACAGAAGAGAAGGGACUUAUUAGAAACAGAAAUAAAUGGGAAACUGCUUGAGAGAGCAAAUGUGAUUCCCACAAAAGUUCUGGACUGUGUGAUGGAAAGGAUUCUAGAUGUCUCCAACAAAGGGAGUUUGGACUGUAAAAUGGUUUCUCAGCAUUUUGCUUUUACCAUCUUGGGAACUACACUCUUUGGGGAUGCUUUUUUGUCUUGGUCUGAGGCAGCUAUUUAUGAAGAACUUCUUAUGACGAUUGCCAAGGAAGCUUGCUUUUGGGCCUCAUAUCGUCUUAUUCCUUUCUGGAGAUGGGGAUUCUGGAGAUACCAGUAUCUUUGUACAAAGUUCAGAUCCUUAACCCAGGACAUCAUUCAACUGCGUAGUCACAAUUUCAGGGUAUUUUAUGAAACGGAUCAGAAACAUAAUGGAAGAAGAAAUACAGUGGAUGGUGCUGUCUCUCUUGCUCCACAUUUUUCUAUUGUUGGGAUGCCAGUUAACUUACUGUCACCAGAGCUUGAUGGCCAUCUGAAUCCAAGAGAGCCAUGUGGAAAUGUGAUAAGCAUGAUGUUCCAUGGGUGUCUAACAACUGCAGGUCUUAUUGGUAACGUCUUAGUGAGGCUUGCAACAAACUUUGAAAUACAAGAUAAGAUUCACUCAGAGAUUGUUACUGUGCGGGAAGGUUUACAAGGAAAAGACCAACAAGGAAUUGGUAAGAUGGUCCUUUUAUUGGCAACUUUAUAUGAGUCUGCUCGACUUCUUCCAGCCGGGCCCUUGCUACAAAGAUGUUCUCUUAGUCAUGACUUAAAUCUUAAAACAGGAGUAACAAUACCAUCUGGAGCCAUACUUGUUGUCCCAGUACAGCUGGUACAAAUGGAUGAUUCCAAUUGGGGGAGCGAUGCUAGUCAGUUUAACCCAUACCGUUUUCUGUCAAAGGCUGAGAAGAGAUCUGAUUCAGAAGAAUUUGUGGAUAUGGAAUGGGACUCAUAUUUUCUGAAGGAUCCCAAUGAAAAUGCUGCAUUUCUGCCAUUUGGAUAUGGAACUCGAGCCUGUCUUGGCCAGAAAUUUGCAAUCCUAGGAGUGGCCACACUUUUUGCCUCAUUGCUUGAGUACUACGAGAUAAGGCUUCAGCCAGGAUUUGAGAAUAACCCAGAGCCAGUGAUGAACAACUGUGUUCUUCAGCUCCUUCCCAGUCCCAAGAUAGUUUUUGUGAAGAGGAACAGCUGAAAUAAGGCACAAAGUGUCGCCCAUUUUUCAAAGAAAAAGAUCCUUCUUCUUUUCUUUUUCGCCUCCGUGAAUAAACAGGGAAUGCAAAUUUUCCUUUGGGUUCAUUCACUAAUAAAAAUGGGCUAGUACAUGAGCAUGUUUGGCAUGGCAACUCAUGUUUUUCCCUUCUUGAUUUGAAUGACCCAAAUGCAGUCUUAUGCCAUAAUAUCAUGUUCCAACAGAGGAGUACAUAGCAUUUCUCAACUCUGUUUUUCGUCCCUGAUUUGAAUGUCCCAGCUGCUGUCAAUAUCAUCCUUGCCAUGAUAGGUCUGUGAUUUAUUUUUGAAGCACCUGGCUGUUGCAACGGAGCUUGUGCUUUCGUUCCCAUCUUUGGGUUUGUAUCUCUUUUUUUCCCCCCCAUUUUCCAACUCUUUUUUUUCUCCAAAAGGAGGUAAUGUAUCUCUCCACGCUCGUGGCUUUGGUGUCUGUCAGACAUUUAAUUCUAAAAAGAAGUUGUUGAUUCGAAAUUUGUUGUUUGAGGCCAUGUAUUUUUCUUUUAUAAUUUCUGUCCAUGGCAAUACACACUAUAUAUAUUUCCACUGUGUAAUAGGGAACGUCCAAGAGUUUACAGA
Messenger RNA from Diospyros lotus (date-plum), 2478 nucleotides. RefSeq names its product cytochrome P450 72A397-like. The coding region runs from base 128 to 1867 and encodes 579 amino acids. Gene Ontology annotation, molecular function: oxidoreductase activity, acting on paired donors, with incorporation or reduction of molecular oxygen; iron ion binding; monooxygenase activity. NCBI's taxonomy places the organism in Eukaryota, Viridiplantae, Streptophyta, Magnoliopsida, Ericales, Ebenaceae. The record is from RefSeq and is a predicted model, not a curated record. The transcript is spliced from 7 exons.